Molecule: messenger RNA, 282 nt
Organism: Vicia faba (fava bean)
Lineage: Eukaryota; Viridiplantae; Streptophyta; Magnoliopsida; Fabales; Fabaceae
Source: the annotation of a GenBank genome assembly
AUGGAAAAUGUUAGAGGAUUUGAAGUCAUUGGCGUUUAUGUUGAACACAAUGUUGAAGAAGUUAAUAUUGAAGAUGUUACUUUUGAAGAUGUAAAUAUUGAAGAUGUUAAUUUUGAAGAUGCAAAUGUUGAAGAUGUCAAUGUUGAAGAUGUGAAUAUUGAAGAUGUCAAUUUUGAAGAUGCACAUGUUGAAGAUGUCAAUGUUGAAGAUAACAAUGUUGAAGAUGAAAAUGUUGAAGAUUUCAAUGUUGAAUAUGUAUGGAAGGAUGUCCAUUUUAUAUAA